Messenger RNA from Tripterygium wilfordii, 2845 nucleotides. RefSeq names its product probable protein S-acyltransferase 22. The coding region runs from base 404 to 2290 and encodes 628 amino acids. Gene Ontology annotation, cellular component: Golgi apparatus; endoplasmic reticulum. The record is from RefSeq and is a predicted model, not a curated record. Gene Ontology annotation, biological process: protein targeting to membrane; peptidyl-L-cysteine S-palmitoylation. Gene Ontology annotation, molecular function: protein-cysteine S-palmitoyltransferase activity. NCBI's taxonomy places the organism in Eukaryota, Viridiplantae, Streptophyta, Magnoliopsida, Celastrales, Celastraceae. The transcript is spliced from 9 exons.
UAUGCAACAAAAGGAAAACCAGACACCUCUCUCUCUCUCUCUCUCUCUCUCCCCCCAGUAAAAUCUCAAAAAGCUUCACAAGAAACAAUGAAAAAGCCCUAAAGACCACACACCCUCUCUCCUUCUAUGACCAGAGAGGCUAUGAUUGAGUUAAACAGAGAAGAGCUUCCUUUGUUCUCUUCCUUCCUCCUCAUACCCACCACCAGUUCUUCAAUUCCCAGCUUUUUUUGUACCCAUCUCUGUCUCUUUGAUUAGACCCAUCUUAGAAAUAGCGUAGCAAAUGUAAAAGCGUUGUUGGGUUAACAAUUUGUUUAUAGGGUAAAAGAGUUGUUUUUGGCUUCUUUGUGUUCAGCCACUGCGUUCUACUAUUUGCUUUGUACAAUCUUUUCUUUCUGGGCUUAAGAUGAGGAAGCAUGGUUGGCAACUCCCUUACCAUCCCCUUCAGGUUGUGGCUGUUGCCGUAUUUCUGGCAUUGGGGUUUGCCUUCUACGUGUUCUUCGCUCCUUUCGUUGGGAAGAAGAUGUUUCAGUAUAUAGCCGUCGGAAUCUACACUCCUCUUAUUGCCUGUGUUUUCGGCCUGUACAUAUGGUGUGCAGCUGCUGACCCUGCAGACACCGGAGUUUUUAGGUCUAAAAAGUAUAUCAACAAUCCAGGGAAGGGGAAGAAUAUCCAAGCAAAGGAUUCCAAACUAGCUGUGGACUCAACUUCAUCUGUGCAUGAGUCAAAUGCUCCUUCAAUUGUAAAGAAACAUGCUGAUUCAGAUGUCAUGAGCGCAGAUGUAACUCCAAAUGACCCCAAUACUGACAUUCAAAAGCAGAGGGCCUUCAGAGAUAAACCAUGUUGUUUCCUAUUGGUCUUUUCACCUUGUGCUUUUAUCUGCAAUUGCUCAAAUCCAAAUGAGGAAUCCUCUGAGCAACAACUGAGCGAAGAUGGAACGUUCUAUUGCAGUUUGUGUGAAGUUGAGGUUUUCAAGUACAGUAAGCACUGUAGAGUUUGUGACAAGUGUGUAGACCGCUUUGACCAUCACUGCAGGUGGCUUAACAACUGUAUAGGCAAAAAGAACUAUCGGCAGUUUUUCACCCUCAUGGUUUUUGCUCUCCUCUUGCUUAUUAUACAAUGGUCAACUGGAAUCCUUGUACUGGUCUGCUGUUUUCUUGAGCGGAAGCGAUACUCUGUGGAUGUCUCUUCCAAGUUGGGAAGCAGUUUCUCUCUGGUUCCCUUUAUUAUUGUGGUGUCAUUAUGCACCAUUUUGGCCAUGAUUGCAACGCUCCCUCUGGCUCAGCUAUUCUUCUUCCACAUCCUUCUCAUAAAAAAGGGGAUCAGCACUUAUGACUACAUAGUAGCAUUAAGGGAGCAAGAGCAAGAGCAAGAGCAACAAGUAAUUGGGGGUCAGCAGAGUCCGCAGAUGUCUACUGUCAGUUCACUUACUGGAUUAAGCAGUGCAAGCUCCUUUAGUACUUUUCACCGGGCUACAUGGUGCACACCUCCUCGUCUGUUUUUGGAAGAUCAGUUUGAUGUUGUUCCUCCAGAAAUUCGUUCUGUAAGCUCAUUAGGGAAGAAGAUGGUAGGUGAAGAGCCAGUCAAGAAGAGGAAUCCAGCAGUAAAGAUCAGUCCAUGGACAUUAGCCCGAUUAAAUGUAGACGAGGUUUCAAAAGCUGCUGGAGAGGCAAGAAAAAGGUCUAAGAUUUUGCAUCCUGUUACACGACAGGAAACGUCUUUCGAACUAGAAGCAGACAGCAGCUUUGGCAGUAGUGGCCGCAGAGUGGUUGCAAGGCCUGACAAUAAUAGAAGGCGAGCUAGUAAGCGAAUGCGCCUUCCAGCUGACCUACCUGUGGAGCCUAUAACAAAUGUCUCAGCUAUGGCUGCUGAGAAAGGUUUCAGUGAGACAUCAACUAGUUUGGCCCCUCUUCAGCUUGAAGCGCGCAGUGCUUUCCAAACAAGUCGUGCUAUGUCAACCUCUGCUGGUGUUGUUGCUUCAUCUCCUGAGAGUAGUUUAGACUCACCAGACAUACACCCAUUUCGGGUCUCCUCUUCAGGAGCUGAAGAGUCAAGACAGCUCACAGGUUUUUCAGGAAGUGGUGCAGUUGCUCAGAGGGGAAUUCCAUUUUCAAGGUCUACAAGUGAUGGGUAUGAAGCUUCUGGUGGAGAAGAUAGUGACCAGGUUCCUUCAAGGAAUGUCCAAAGGUCUGCGAACUGGAAUAAUAUUCUCUUUAGUGCUGAUCAUGAUGAGAGGCUUGUCAGAUUGAAGACAUCAUCUUCGUCUAGCCAUGUUAGCGAUAGAAAGAUUUGACAAAUAAUGAGUUACUGAAGUUUGGUGUCUUUUGACUUGAUUGAUGGAAAAUUUCUCCAAAUUCUUUAAUUUUUGGGCCAGAGAAUUCCAACAGCUAACUGGCCAUCUUCAGCAUUGCCUGUUUAAAUCUGGUGAUUUGUUUUGAGCCUUGAAUUGGGAGGCACAACUUCAUGAAGAAGACAUGACAGGGCCGUAAAAGAUACAAGUCACUGCUUGCUUUAUAAACUGCAUGCAAGCUUCUUCGAAUCCCUGAGCUCUUUGUUCUUUUACUCUGGCUUACAUGAAGGCAAGUUGGCUCUUUCAGUUGAUUGUGUUAGGAGAAUUCGUGUUUUGUUCACAUUUACAUUCUUUGCAAAUGUACUUUGUUAUCUACUGGAUUUAAAUGUCAGAAAAAUGUAGAUCAUGUGAGAUUUUGAUGAAUCCUAGACUUGCCUUAGAAAAAGGAUGUCAUCUAGGUUUUACUUAUCUUCUAUGUUCUUUUAAGACCGUCUUUAUUUGUCUUCUAUGUUUUUUAAAGACUGUCUUUGUUUUAUUUUAUUUAUUUUUGUAAGCAAA